Haliotis rufescens (red abalone) is the source of this 482-nucleotide messenger RNA. Its product is annotated as integrin alpha-D-like. NCBI's taxonomy places the organism in Eukaryota, Metazoa, Mollusca, Gastropoda, Lepetellida, Haliotidae. Bases 7 to 339 code for a protein of 110 amino acids. The transcript has 2 exons. The record is from RefSeq and is a predicted model, not a curated record.
UCAGAAAUGAAGGGGACAGACUUUUCCAGUCUGUUAAAGGACAUGAGACGGUCGUCCUUCAACAAGAAGAAGGGCGGGCGGUACGACGCAAAGAAAGUGGCGGUGCUGAUUGUUGACGGGAACCUGGAGCAGCCACUGAAGGCGCUGAGAGAGGCCCGACACGCCCGGGUGAGGGGGGUGGAGGUGUACGUGGCCCAGGUGGGCAAUGGGAUGCCACAGAAGGAGAUGAAGAUGAUGUGUGAUGCCCCCUCGCAGCAACACUUCUUCCAGGUGGAGAACUAUGAUGAGCUGAAGGGACUGCAGAACCAGCUGCUGGAUAUCCUCUGUGACGAAUUAUAGUGGCCGCAUUUGACCUGUCCACCAAGUCCGGAGCACAGGGACCAGCCAUGGCUAGAAUGGACAUUUAGCGCUCAGAUAUUCUAGGAAAUCCAAAGAGUGGAAAAUGAAAAAAAAACAGCUUCAAUGGAGAUUUCCAAAUUCCA